GUUUAUAACAAAUACCGACCGUGUCCGGCACCCAUCGAUGCCCCGCGGAAGCGUCGACGCCUUCCCUCCGCCGUCGCCGCUCGAUUAGGAGGAUACAAGAAGAGUUUUUGAUCUCCGGCGAUCGUGUUUUGGCGUCGAUGGCCUCGACGGAGGGAUUGGUGCCGAUCACCAGGGCCUUUCUCGCCCACUAUUACGACAAGUACCCCCUUCCCCCGCUACCCGACGACGUCCCUCGCCUCACCGCGGAGCUCCGAGGCUUCUCCGACAGCCUCCUGCGGGAAUUCCCCCUCACCUCCGGCGAGGAAUUAGUGGUAAAUGAAGCAGGCCGUGAACCUCCACAAAAAAUUGAUGAGAACUUGUGGAAGAACAGAGAACACAUUGAAGAAAUUCUGUUUUUACUUGAGGAAUCUCAUCAGCCAAGAUUGCUUCAAGAAAAAGCCACACCUGAAUAUAUAGAUAUAGCCGCUGUUUUUGGAGAUAUUGAAGCCAAGCUUAAAACCACUUUGAAGACACUGGAGACAUUUCAAUUAAAAAAUGCUGACAAUGUAUUUAAUACAGUUAUGACCUAUAUGCCCCAAGAUUUUCGAGGCUCUCUCAUUAGGCAACAACGAGAGCGCUCAGAGAGAAAUAGGCAAGCUGAGAUUGAUGCCUUGGUUAAUUCUGGUGGUAGCAUACGUGAUCGGUAUGCUUUACUGUGGAAACAGCAAAUGGAGAGACGGAGACAAUUGGCUCAGCUUGGUUCAGCGGCAGGUGUAUACAAGGCUCUUGUUAAGUACUUGGUUGGGGUGCCACAGGUUUUAUUUGAUUUCUUGCGACAGAUAAAUGAUGAUCAAGGGCCUUUGGAAGAACAACGGCAACGCUAUGGACCAGCUUUGUGUAGCCUUACAAAACUGGCUCUCUCUAUUCGACUGUUUAUGCUUCUUUCCUGGGGGCGUUUUGAGUCAAGAAAACUACAGAUGGAUCAGGUAUCUGUUGUACAGCAAGCCGUGCAUGUCUACAACUCUGAGUUUGAGAAAUUCAUCAAAGUUAUAAGUGAGGUCUUUGCAAAUUCUCCUUUCUUAGUAUCGGCAGAGGAUGUAGGUACUGCUGAAUCAAGGAAAAGUGAUGAAUACAAAGAAACUAUCAUUCCUCCAGGAAAAACACAUGAGGUUGUUCUGACAGUUGAAUCUGUAAAUUCAUAUAUUGCUUGGGAUUUUGCUUUGAUACAAGGGACACUUAACCUGGAUAUUGGUUUUCAUGUGGAGUAUGUUAGCCCUUCGGGAGAGAUAACACUGAUCUUACCCUAUCGGCGAUGUGAGUCUGACCAAGGAAAUUUCUGCACAAUCUUGGCGGGAUCCUACAAACUCAUAUGGGACAAUUCUUAUUCGACAUUUUUCAAAAAGAGCUUGCGGUACAAGGUGGAUGCUGUACCCCCUGUCGUGGAAACACUGGAGCCUGUUGCUGAAUCAGGAUAAAGUGGUCUUUCUGAACUGCUGGAGAGGUACUCUAUUGAACCACUCCUUAAAUGUUCUAAUCCAAUUCUUUCGGCAUUAUUAUCUUGUACCCUGGAUUGAAAUAAUUGUAUCACCAAUCUUAGGGUUAAGACUUCAUGGGUGCCAUGUUAACAAAAACUGUAUUCUGUAUGCAUUAGUAUUUUUAUACCCACUUACCAAUGAACUUUGUAUACAUAAAUUUAAGGCUAGAUAUUGAUAUUA
Molecule: messenger RNA, 1694 nt
Organism: Phoenix dactylifera (date palm)
Lineage: Eukaryota; Viridiplantae; Streptophyta; Magnoliopsida; Arecales; Arecaceae
Source: RefSeq, a predicted model, not a curated record